Choloepus didactylus (southern two-toed sloth) is the source of this 976-nucleotide messenger RNA. RefSeq names its product spindle and kinetochore-associated protein 1. Gene Ontology annotation, cellular component: spindle microtubule; outer kinetochore; mitotic spindle. The transcript has a single exon. The coding region runs from base 114 to 881 and encodes 255 amino acids. The record is from RefSeq and is a predicted model, not a curated record. Gene Ontology annotation, molecular function: microtubule binding. Gene Ontology annotation, biological process: cell division; chromosome segregation; mitotic cell cycle. NCBI's taxonomy places the organism in Eukaryota, Metazoa, Chordata, Mammalia, Pilosa, Megalonychidae.
UCAAGCAACAUGGAACGCCCAAAGCGUGGCUUCCGCGAAGACUCCGCUAUCUUGGCGAUCAAUUCCGUACAACAGCCGGUGCUGCUGAAGAGAAGUUCACAGCAGCUUAAAGGAUGACUUCUUCAGAUCUGGAACAGUUAUGCUCUCACAUUAAUGAAAAGAUUGGCAGUAUUAAAAAAAUUCUGUCUUUAAGAAACUGUGGCCAAGAACCUACCUUGAAGACUACAUUAAAUAAAAUAGGAGAUGAAGUCAUCAUAGUCAAUGAACUUCUAAAUAAACUGGAAUUGGAAAUUCAGUAUCAGGAACAAACCAACAAUUCACUCAAGGAACUCUGUGAAUCUCUUGAAGAAGAUUAUAAAAAUGUGCAACAUCUCAAAGAAAACAUUCCUCCCCAUUUGCCUCAUGUAACAGUGACCCAGAGCAAUGUUAAAAAAUCAGAUCUUAACCCUGAAGAACCAGUCAAAGUUGAGGAGACUGUACCCACAAAGAAGCCCCCAAAAGAACAAAGAAAUAUUAAAGAAAUUCCAAUUUUAACUUCUGAUGAGUUUAAUGGUGUGCCUGCAUACAUGAAAUCCCGCUUAACCUAUUGUCAAAUUAACGAUGUUAUUAAAGAAAUCAACAAGGCAGUAGUUAGUAAAUAUAAGAUCCUACAUCAACCAAAAAAGGCUAUGAAUUCUGUGGCCAGAAAUCUCUAUCACAGAUUUAUUGAUGAAGAAACAAAGGAUACCAAAGGUCAUUAUUUUAUAGUGGAAGCUGACAUAAAGGAGUUUACGGCUUUGAAAGUUGACAAGAGGUUUCACGUGAUGCUGAAUAUUUUACGACACUGCCGGAGGCUAUCAGAGAUCCGAGGGCAGGGACUUACCCGUUAUGUCAUAACCUGAGGCCCUUGUGAGCCCCUUGAACCAACCGACAGUAUAAAGGCUACUCCCAUAUUUUGUUUAUAUAUAAUUCCUUCAGCAUUUUCAUUUUCUUUUGU